Messenger RNA from Pisolithus orientalis, 618 nucleotides. RefSeq lists its product as uncharacterized. Lineage: Eukaryota; Fungi; Basidiomycota; Agaricomycetes; Boletales; Pisolithaceae. The record is from RefSeq and is a predicted model, not a curated record. The transcript has a single exon. The coding region runs from base 1 to 618 and encodes 205 amino acids.
AUGACCCAACUAGUGUGGUUGGUUCAACACAAGGUUUUGUGCUUGCAGCAUCACCCCCUUUUAUUCCAAGACCUUGUCAUUUUUGUUGCCCAGCUUCAGCACAAGUUGCUUGACAUUUAUGCUUUGCUCGAAUACAUUGAGAUCCUCUACCCACUUCUUUCAUCUCCCUGCUCAAAACCUGUACACACCUGGAUGGGGUGCUUUACAAAGGAUACUGCCACUUGCAAAGCACUAUAUUUUGCUGGGGUGCCAGUCUGGCUUGUAUGUACCGAGGCAUACAUCCCCCCUGAUAUGAAUAUCAAGGAGCCUGUGAGAUUGACAUGCCCUGAAGACAUAGUGAAAGCUAUGUAUUUGGAAAAGGGGGUAGCUAAGCCAUUCUCAUCAAUCUACCAUGGUCCUGGCAGUCUCCUGUGCCACAUUCACACUUGCAGGGACUAUGAGGGUACAUUUGCAGAGCAACCAGAGCCCCUGCAAGAAUCAUUUGCCACAUCCUCAUCGAACCCAUCUCCAAGCACUGGGAAGCAAUCAAUGAAAAAGCAGACAAGGGCUGCCAGGGAACAAGCGACUGCAGGCCCCUCCAGAGGUAUGUACCCUAAUUUUCUUUCUGCUUGUUCCUGA